Messenger RNA from Dunckerocampus dactyliophorus (ringed pipefish), 824 nucleotides. RefSeq names its product small cell adhesion glycoprotein-like. NCBI's taxonomy places the organism in Eukaryota, Metazoa, Chordata, Actinopteri, Syngnathiformes, Syngnathidae. The transcript is spliced from 4 exons. The coding region runs from base 246 to 518 and encodes 90 amino acids. The record is from RefSeq and is a predicted model, not a curated record.
AGGGCGUGGCCGAAGACGCUUGUGAGUGAGUUCAUUGUGGAAGCGCAAAGAAAAGGCAUUUGAAACGUCACUAUAAUUGUUAAUACGCCGAUUUGACCGCAGCAAGGCCACGGUCUUUUUUGGUCACACUUUCGGGACAUUUGAACACGUUGACAGGAGCCAGCGUUUUUCUUGUAGAAGUUUUCCAACUCGAGCGACACAGCCCUACUCGCUCGUUUGUUUGCGGCACGCGCCCAGCUGCAGACAUGGAGAUUGAAACCACACACUACAUCGCGAACGCGACUGCAGCCUCCCCGACGCAAGCAGUAGACACCACAGUUGUUGCAGUGGUGGUGACUCUGAUCCUGCUGACGGUGGUGAUGCUGGCCUUCCUGCUCUACUGCUACAUGUGCCACAACAAGGGCGACUACAGGACCACGGGGGAGCUGGCCCCCGGCCGGGACCUGGACGACGACGACGACAACAACGGGGAGCACAGACCGCAGGCUGCUGGCGAAAAGAAGGAAUACUUUAUUUGACUCCGUGAAGAUCCCAAAGAUUGUUGUAUUACGGGAUAUGUGGCAGAAAACGGGUGUGCACCAAACAGGUGGUGGAAUUUUUCAACCAUACUUCAAUGGUGAAGUGACGUGUGUGCAAGUAUUUAUCAACUCCUCUAUUAUGAUGUUCAUGGUAGCGCCCCCUUCUGCUCCUUUUAGCUGUUACAUGUUUACUUUUCUUUUUCUUUUUUUAAAGGGCUCAUUUUGAGUGUUGAAUUUUGCAUGAGUUGCUGACAUGACCUCCAUGUUUGACAGGAAAUAUGGAAGGCAAUAAAAAGGUGUUCUGUA